AUGCCAAAUAUCAUUGUCCUUCCCCGUCCAGGAUCAUCAAAGACCAACGACAACCCACAAUCAAUCCAGGCACCAUCUGAAGCUGACUUUGUCUCUACGUUUGGCCAGCUACUACCACCAGCAUCAUAUCUACAAACCCCAAUCGGCGGAGCGGCAUAUUAUGAACUACCUCCUACUUCAGCAAACACAUCAAACCCAACUCUCCGGGUAAUUCUUCUCCACGGCAUCCAAACUUCAGCUAUCGGACUCCAACCAUUGGCAAAAGCGCUCUCGUCACGACUACCAAAUGCUCACAUAGUCCUUCUCGACCUUUGGGGUCAUGGACUUACCGAUACACCGCUGGUAGCGCACACACCCUCUAUCUUCCAUUUUCUUCUGGACUCUCUCAUCACGCAUCUGAAAUGGGAAAAUGUGCAUCUUGUGGGUUACUCCUUUGGUGGAUCAACGAUAGGAACCUUUGCGACUGCGUAUCCGCAUCGAGUCUCUUCUUUGGCCCUCGUUGCGCCUGCGGGGUUGAUUCGUACGGAGUCCUUUGAUGAGGCGGGGCAAUCAUACCUACGCGGAGAGCAAGGGGUAGAUGAGGAAAAAGUGCAGGCAUGGAUUCUGAAGACGUUGGAAGGAGGGGAAUUGAUUGUCCCCGCUGACUGGAAAAAGAGAAUUGCAAGAGGUGAAGUCGUCGCAGAGGCGGUUCGGGAUUGGGAAAUAAAGAAUCACAAGGGACAUAUGGCGAGUGUAGUAGCAAUUUUUAGGGAUGGUGGAGUGUUGGAUAAGCAUGCUGAUCUUGCCGCGGCGGCAAAGAUGGGAAUCAAGAAUAUAAGUAUUGUGGGGGGAACGGAUGAUUGGAGUAGGAAGGAGGAUUUGCAGGCUGUUGGAUUCAAGGAUGUUGUUGUUAUUCCGCAGACAGGGCAUGUCGUAGUUAGAGAGAAGGUGUCGGAGGUUGCAGAUGUUAUUGAGAAGUUUUGGAAGGCACUUCUCGCAUUUCUCAAACGUUGGACAGCUGCUGCUGAUAGCCUUCGAGGGUACAGCUGUACACGUCAUCUCAGAAAUUUGCUGCCCAUGACUUGA
Talaromyces stipitatus ATCC 10500 is the source of this 1065-nucleotide messenger RNA. Its product is annotated as valacyclovir hydrolase, putative. Bases 1 to 1065 code for a protein of 354 amino acids. The transcript has 2 exons. The record is from RefSeq and is a predicted model, not a curated record. NCBI's taxonomy places the organism in Eukaryota, Fungi, Ascomycota, Eurotiomycetes, Eurotiales, Trichocomaceae.